Molecule: messenger RNA, 1186 nt
Organism: Dentiscutata erythropus
Lineage: Eukaryota; Fungi; Glomeromycota; Glomeromycetes; Diversisporales; Gigasporaceae
Source: the annotation of a GenBank genome assembly
UACACCGUACCGUUAUCAAUAUUUACCGUCACACAAUUAUAAUUAUUAUAAUUCCACUUUUCGAACCCAUUUUAUUCAAAUUUAUCAAAUGUCUUUUAAAAUUGAAUAUCAAGAAUUGGUACUUGUAGAGGCAAAUCCGGAACAAGCUCGAAUUACCAAUCGCAAUUCAUAUAUGAGUUGGGGUUAUCCGGUGUUAACAAUAGAAGAAUAUAUAGAACGUGAAGAAAUACUUGCUAACAAUGAAUUUACUUCAGAAAACUUUAAAGUUUGGGUUCUAAUUUCAAGAACUAAUUACAAUUCUAUCAAUUCAAACAACACUGAACCGAUUAUCUAUUCACAAUGCGAAACGUUUAAGCGUAAGGCUUUAAUAACUUUAUCUUCUGGACAAGUCAAAGAAGCGACUUGUUAUUGCAUCACUGCUUUGUUCACUCCUCCUCAAUACCGACACAAAGGUUAUGCUACAAUGAUGAUGAGAUUAUUGAAUGACAAAUUGAGGUUCGAAUAUAAGGCCGAAUUCUCAUACUUGUAUUCAGAAAUCGGACCAGACUUUUAUACUAGGUUAGGAUGGAAAAUUUUUGCGCAUAAAGAGAUUAGAUUUGACGUUGAUGAUAAAUUUUUGACAGUCUCAAAAAAUUCUGAAAUAAUCAUUGCGAUUAAUCAAUCUAAUUUAGAAAGCGUAAUUAAUAAAGAUUGCGAAUUGAUUAAAAAAGAAAUCACGAAAUUGAAUAAGAAAAGUGUAGUGAUAUUACCUACUAAACCUGCCUUUGACUGGUUAUUCCAAAAAACUAAGUUUUAUUCGGAAUUUCAUUCAAGUACUGAGGAUCCAAGGCUUUUUGGUGCUAUUAUUUUGAAAGGAAAUAAUUACAAUGAAGAGCCGCUUGAAAGAUUCAUCAUGUGGAACCACGACUUUAAAGAGAAUGAAUUAUUAAUUGUCAGAUUUCGUAGUGAUUCACAAUAUAUGACAAAAUUAUUAAUCCAUCAAGCCAUGCAAGAAGCUAAUAAAUUUCAAUUUAAACGAAUUAUUUUAUGGAACCCUGAUUUAAGUUUAUUCAAUAUCUCGAAAGAUUUAAAUAUUUUUGAUGGUGAAGUUGUUGAAAGAACAGAAUCAUUGCCAUCUUUAGCAUGGUAUGCGGAUGAUGAUGAUAAUGUGAAUUGGAUACUGAAUGAAAAGUAUACCUGGGUUUGA